CUCUGAAAGUUUCUCAUCAUCACAAGAUCACAGAUGCAUUUGAAAAACGAAAAGUGUAAAGUCGAGUUAGAGGGUGGCGGAACAGCAUGGCAGCCGCGGUGUUGACGAACAGUUGGAGAGGACUUUAUCAGACUUUUACUUAUGGGAAAGUCGCUUCUUCAUUACCGCUAUGUUAUACGGGGGUUAGGCAUAAAUCUACACUACAGUAUGCGUCGCGUCCAGACCUGCCAAAGCUGGCCUACAGGAAGAUCAAGGGGAAGAGCCCCGGCGUCGUCUUCCUGCCCGGCUACGCCUCCAACAUGAGCGGAUCCAAAGCAGAGGCGCUGGAGGAGUUCUGCAAGUCUCUCGGACACUCUUACCUGAGGUUUGACUAUACAGGUUGUGGCCAAUCAGAAGGCGUGUUUGAGGAAUGCACAGUAGGAACCUGGAAGAAGGAUGUUCUGUAUAUGCUGGAUGAAAUCGCUGAUGGCCCACAGAUCCUGGUGGGAUCCAGUAUGGGGGGUUGGUUGAUGCUGCUGGCUGCCAUUGCGCGGACUGAGAAGACGAAAGCCCUGGUGGGCAUCUCCACAGCAGCUGACUACCUGGUCACGUCCUUCAAGACACAACCAAUAGAGGUUCGUAAGGAGGCGGAGGACAAGGGGGAGUGGAUGCUGCCCAGUAAGCACAGUGAGGAGGGCCACUACCGCCUCAGCAUGGACUUCCUGCGCGAGGCCGAGAACCACUGUGUCCUGCAGAGCCCCAUCCCCGUCACCUGCCCCGUACGGCUGCUGCACGGCCUGAAGGACGAGGACGUCCCCUGGCACAUCUCCAUGCAGGUGGCAGAGCGCGUGCUGAGUGCUGACGUGGACGUCAUCCUGCGCAGGCACGGCCAGCACCGAUUGGCUGACAAGGACGACAUCAAGCUGAUAGUCUACACCAUCGACGACCUCAUAGACAAGCUGACCACCUUGGUGUGAUGAAGAAGGAGGACAAACACAUGAACACACACACACACAUACGAAAAGAAAAGACUGGAGGGAGGGAGGAGGGAAACGAAAAGAAGGGAGACAAAGAGGGAGAGGGUGAAAGUAAAAGAGGGGAUUAAAAAAAAGGAAUUGGACAUGCCAUACUGUGCUACCACACAAUCCCCAGUCCCUUGUAGAUACCAGGUCACCCCCAUCACCAGUCCCUUGUAGAUACCAGGUCACCCCCAUCCCCAGUCCCUUGUAGAUACCAGGUCACCCCCCAUCACCAGUCCCUUGUAGAUACCUGGCCCCCAUCCCCACAACACCAGCCCGAUCCCACCCUCUCCCCACAAAACCAGCCCGAUCCCAUUCCAUCCCCAGAAAACAAACCCAGUCCCAACCCCAUCCCGCCAAAACAAGCCUGAUCCCACCCCAUCCCCGCCCACUUUCUCUCCCCAGUCUCCCCUCCAACCAGACCUGCCAACGCCCCUUAAUAACCAGUACCCUCCACAGACCUGACAACCUCCUGUAUUACCACCAGCACCCUCGACAACAGCGAUCGCCUGCCUCUCCAACCCCCUUCUCCUCCUCGUGCCUUUUAAGAGUACCUCUAUACUCGUUUCCAGUUUACCAUGUCGCACCGCUGUGACCAUCCCGUCUGUGUUGCUGUUUUACCCCAGAAGUCCAGCAGCCCGCCUCUCGACUCUGUACUUGUUACCCUGGUGAUUAACCAAAUACCAUAAUAUAGGUCUACUGUGCCUUUUUUACCACAUUUCACACUAUUGUUGUUGUUUUUUUUUUGUUUUUUUUCUUUUUUUUUCUUUUUUUUUUGGGCAAUAAAGCCUCUAUCUAUUAA
Messenger RNA from Engraulis encrasicolus (European anchovy), 1800 nucleotides. RefSeq names its product abhydrolase domain containing 10, depalmitoylase b (gene abhd10b). Bases 87 to 956 code for a protein of 289 amino acids. Gene Ontology annotation, cellular component: mitochondrion. Gene Ontology annotation, molecular function: hydrolase activity, hydrolyzing O-glycosyl compounds; palmitoyl-(protein) hydrolase activity. Gene Ontology annotation, biological process: protein depalmitoylation. Lineage: Eukaryota; Metazoa; Chordata; Actinopteri; Clupeiformes; Engraulidae. The transcript has 7 exons. The record is from RefSeq and is a predicted model, not a curated record.